This is a messenger RNA of Drosophila novamexicana, 6321 nucleotides long. Its product is annotated as flocculation protein FLO11. Bases 738 to 5348 code for a protein of 1536 amino acids. Gene Ontology annotation, molecular function: chromatin binding; DNA binding. The transcript is spliced from 10 exons. NCBI's taxonomy places the organism in Eukaryota, Metazoa, Arthropoda, Insecta, Diptera, Drosophilidae. Gene Ontology annotation, cellular component: nucleus; chromocenter. The record is from RefSeq and is a predicted model, not a curated record.
AAAUGCGCGCACACGCAAAAGUGAAAUAAUUAGCAUAAUCUCGAUUCGUAAGUGGCUGUGAAAUUCAAAGCUUAUGCUUUGAUAUUAAAGCACUUGGCCCUCCAAGGUGAACAAAACAAAAUGAAGAAAAAUCCAUAGUUAUUGAGUAAAAUAAUUCGUGUGCGCGUACCAGAGUCGAGUGUCGAAUCGUCGUUCGUUCGGUUGUCAAUGUUGCGUGUAUAAAGCCAACGAAUGAAUUCGUUGUAAUUAAUUCACAUUUAAUUGCUGUUUGUGCAUAAUAAAGUUAAAUCAACGUUUAGUCAAAACAAUUUUCAAAUGCCCUAAGCUGGCAAGCUCAAUAUGUAUACACAAAUAGUUUGUUGCAUUUGUGUAUGAAUGUGUGUGUGUACGACCGACGUUCGUUUUCUGAAUUCCAAAUGAAGUCAUGAGCAGCAGAUUGUAUGAAAACCAACAGCAACAACGAAGGCAGCAGCUAAACAACAAGACAAAAGUCGUUGUCGCAUUAUUACAAGAAAAGCUGUAAAAUAAAAAAAAAGUGAAAUUAAGUGCUUAAAAACGCGCGACAACAACAGCAGCAGCAGCAGCAGCAGCGACAGCAGCAGCAGCAGCAAUAUGACAUGCUCGCGUCUCGUUUACACAAUAACUCAAAUUAAUUGAAUAUGUUGGCAAAUGAGCAAACCGAAAAUUACGUUAAAAGCCCACAAAUCAAGAGCUUUUAAACGGCUGCUGUUAUUAACAUGGCUGCCGCAUCCGCUGGCCAACAGCUGCAGCAGCAGCAACAGCAGCAGCAGCACAAACUGAAUAUUGUUGGCAAUGGGGAUUCGGUUGCUGGCGUGCUGCAGGUGAACGAGUUGCAACAGCAUCAACAACAGCAGCUCAACAUGUAUAAGCAGCAGCAACAGCAGCAGCAGCACCACCAUCAAAUGUUGCAGCAACAGCAGCAACAAUUCUAUCAGCAGCAAACGAAAUUUGUAUCGCGGGUCGUUACAAAUGCCGCAAUGCAACAACAACAACAACAACAACAACAUCAGCAGCAGCAACAGCAACAACAAAUCUUACCAGCUGGUUUGGUAAAUGGUAGCGCCAACAUGAUGCAAGCCACAAAUGUUGCCGGGCAGCAACAGCAGCAGCAACAACAACAGCAACAGCGCCACAGUCAACACAUUUUUGUCUGUCCUGCCAUUGGCUCGCCGCUGCAGCAGCAGCAGCAGCAACAGCAACACCAGCAAACCAAACAACGUGCUGCACAAAUAAAGUUGCCUUUGAAGUCACCAGCAGCCGCAGCAGCAACUGUUGCUGCUACGCACUGUAUGCCGGCAACAAUUGCAUCGCGUCAAAUGAGUCAGAACAAUCAACAUCAGCAACAGCAGCUCUUUGCAAAGAAUGUGGCUAAAACCAACAAUGCCAACAAUAAUGCCAGCAGCAACAGCAGCAACAACAACAGCAACAGCAGUAGCAGCAGCAACAAUAACAACAUCAACAGCAGCAUUAACAAUAGCAACAACAGCGCAAAUUUGGCUCCAGGCUGGCGUCGACUAACCAACAACAAUGAAGUGGCCUACAUCAGUCCAACGGGCAAAACGAUGCGCACACAAUUCCAAAUCAAGGACUAUUUGCUAACACAGGGUACCUGCAAAUGCGGCCUGCCGUGUCCGCUUAGGCCGGAGUACUUUUUCGAUUUUAAUGCCCAGGUGCCCAACAUGCCAUUAAAGGUGUCGCCAGGUAGCGGCCAGGAGACCGUAAAUGCGACAACCACGUCGCUCUGCUCGCAUCAACGGCAUUUGGUCGAAUCGGAGAAGGUGCACAAUCCGCAGCCCGUCAAGGAUUUAAUGAUGGCAACAAUGUCGGUGACAGCAACAGCAGCAACUGCAGCAGCAACAACAGCAACAUCAACAGCUGCUGUCACUGUUGGCGAUGCGUUUACUGCGCUGAUGACAACAGCAACAGCAGCUUCAACAACAGCAACAACAACAACAGCCACAACGACGACAACGUCAGCAACUGCAACAACGGCAACAACUCUUGAACUGGCCAACAAAGACGCUGAUUGCCUCAAGUAUGGCAACAACACCAACAAUAACAACAACAACAACAACAACAACUAUAAGCUGGCGUGCAGGACAUCAUAUGCAGCAACAGUUCCAGUCGCAGCCACGCCCAUAUGCACAGCAGCGACCGUGAUGCAAACUAGUCAAGCAACUGGCAUGGACAGCGCGCCAAAACGAGCAGCUCCUGCUCCUCUUCCAGUAACAGCUGCAGUAACAGCUGCCCCAACGCAUGUGAUAAAGCCCGCGACAAACGCGUCUAGCCCUGCUCCUCUUCCGUUAGCCCAGCAGCCCAACUUCAAGGAUGAUCCCGCGGGCUAUUUGCAACAGCAAACAACGCUGCUGCACAAUACGCUGGGCGUGGGCUUAGAUGCUAAGCCUGUCACGGCUACUUCCACGGGCACGGCCACUGCCAGAGCUCUGCCCCAAGAGCCCAUUGUGCAUAGUUCCCAGAAUCAGCAGCAGCGGGAGCGCAUUCGCCGUCUCUCGCUCUUUGCCGGCGGCAAAGUGGAGCAGGAGCCGAGCGCGGCGUCUAGCCAUGUGCCACGCUCGCUGCUUGUCGAUACGGCAGCUGCAUUUGCACGCCCACAGAAGCCCCAAAUCACCAGCAUUACAGUGGUGCCAGCGCCGCAGGAGUCGCCAGUGUCCAGCAGCGGGCCCGAGGCAGAGAAGCGGCCCGAGCAAGUGGGCGCCAUCUCAACCAGCCACGAGAGUCCACGCCACAGCCUCUCUUCGCCCACGGACUCUAUAGAUUCGGCCAAGAGUACGCCCUCCGCCUCGCCAAAGCCUCAGCAGGCGCAGCUUCAGAUGCAGAUGCAAAUGCGCCAGCCCCAGGUCCAAGCACAGGCAACGGCACAGCCCACAGCCCAGUUGCGUCUGAUGCGUCAACAGUGUCAACCCGUGGUGGGUGCGGGUCAACGCCAGUCGAUGGCCAAUGGGACAACUACGCUAACACGCAGUAUUGUCACGACCACGGCGGGCAUCAGUCGACCAGGCACCACGCUGAGCAGCGCCAACUCCGCCGUGGCUCACCUGCAGUCGAUGGCGAGCAAUGCUGGCGGCAACCAACUGAUCAUGACUUCAUCCGGCCAACUGCUGGUCAUACCCUCGGCCAGUAAGCAGCAGGCAACCGCUGCACAGCCGCAGCGGCAGGCGCAGACAGCACAGCUGCACGCCCAGCCUGGCGGCGGCUACAUUGUUAGUCAACCCUCGCCGAUACUUAACACCAACGGAGCCAAGUUGCUGCAUCAUCAGAUAAUCAGCUCGCAGGCCAGCCAAAUAAGUCAGAUCAGCCAGGCGGGCGCCGCGGCAGCGCCACAGACUGUGCUGCUCAACACAUUGCCCAAUGGCGGCUACAUCGUCCACCACCAACAGCAGCAGCAACAUCCGCAGCAGGAGCAACAUCAGCUGCUGGGUAUACCACAGCCAGCGACGCAUAUUAUUGCCUCGCCCGAGGCUAAGCGGCGGACACGUAAACGCAAAAGCUCUGUGUGCAGCACACCGCCGCCGCCGCUGGUCUGUGGUGUUAACGGGUCGCCGGCAAAGGCGCACUCGCCUCAGAUCUCACCCAGCAUACCCAGCCAGGCGCCAGCGCUGCUGCAGCAGGCGGCAAAUGCCGCGGCGGUUGCAGCUACGGCGCCCCCGCCGCAAUUCUCGCAGCAAUUCCAGCUAAGUCCAGGCAUCCAAGGCAUUGUGGUCAACAAACCAGCGACGGCGGCGCCUCAGACGCAGCAGCUGCUGCUACAGAACGGACAAAUAUUGCAGCAGGUGAAUCUUAUUGGCCAGCAGCUACUUAUGCCCGCCGGCCUGGUCAUGGGCCCGGACGCAACCCUGUUGCAGAUACAAAAUAUGCCCACGACAAGUCUGCUGACUCACCAGGGCCCGGUGAUGCUGCGCACGCCCUCACCACAGAACAAACCCUCCUUCAUCUCGCCCAGCGGCGGUGGCCAGCAGUAUAUAGUGGGCGCCAAUGGGCAGCUCAGUCCCAUUGGCCAGAUCUACUCGACGCCCAUGGGCCUGGUUAUGCCCACAGCUCAGCAGAGCGGCGCAUCCUUUGUGCAGGCCAGUCCCACUGCCACCAUACAGAUUCAGCAGCAGCAGCCGCAGCCACAGCAGCAUAUAAGCCUGCAGCCACCCCAGGCGACCAGUUUCGUCUCGGAGUCGCAUAGUAGUCGCCAAUCAACCGCCGCCAGUCCGCCGGAUACCACCACUUGCAGUCCGCGCAGUCCCGAAAGACCGCCCAGCCAUCGCAGCAGCGGUAGCGGCGACAUGGUGCAGUGCGUCUCAAGCUCGGAGCCUGAUGCGGCCAUUUCGCCACAAAGUACCGAGAGCCGCCAGUCGCCCUCUUCCACGGAUUGCGAGAGGAGCAUCUGCAGCAGUAACGUGUUUAGCCAGCCUGGCAGCAUGUAUAAGCCCUCGGAGCCCAAAAUUCGACGUAUUCACAUCACAUCGCAGCCGGCACCGACGCCGACGGAGAGCAACCAUUCUGCGGGUCUUAUGGGUCAAGAGUCGCCCACCACCACGCAGCUGCCGACCACUUCGGAUGCACCAGCGCUCAAUGAAGCUGCUCCACUCAAAACCACCUGCCGCACGCCCACCAAACGGGCACGUCGACAACACCGCACGUUGGCAAGAAAUUCGCCAACUGGCACUGUGGCACUGUUGCCACCGCGAACAUUUGCCAUUGGCGAGCUGAUCUGGGGGCCGGCACGUGGACAUCCCGCCUGGCCUGGCAAGAUAGUCAAGAUGCCCGACGGUGUCUGUACACCGUCGCAACAGUUCGAUCACGUGUGGGUGCAAUGGUUCGGCGGCAGCGGCCGUUCCAGCACCGAGCUAAUUCCGGUCAACUUGUUGCAGAGCCUAUCCGAAGGCUUGGAGGCGCACCACAAGGCGCAAAAGGAUACCAGAAAGAGCCGCAAACUGAACUCGCAACUCGAGCAAGCUAUACAAGAAGCAAUGACUGAGUUGGAUAACAUUUCAGCAUCGGCAACCACAACAGCAGCAGCAGCAGCAGCAUCCGCAGUAAUUGGCCACCAGCUGCAGCAGCCCACGUCAACGAACAAUGGCGUCCACGGGUUGGCGCGGGGUAAGCGCACAGGGACGUCAAGUGGGCAGGCGAACGUUGGGGGCGCCAGCAUGACGCUCUCCGCUAGCACAGCGGCCACCCUGAGCGGACUCUUCAAUCAGCAGCGUGCCAAGCCCAUACGGAUAGCGCCCGCACCGCCAACGGGCGUGCCGUCAGCAUCGAGUGCAGCGUCGUCGCCGUCGGCAGCAGCAGCGGAGAUCCUGAAGCUGGCCAAAUGACCAGCGCUGUCGGCGCUGCCGUCGACAGUAACCACAGCAAAUUAUACGCUCGUUAUUGGGCACAAGUAGAGGCAGCUGGCCACAAACAGUAUAUACAUAUAUUUAUUUAUACAUAUAUAUAUGCUAUAUACACGCAUCCAUACUUAAGUGUGUAGUUAGAUAUCAGCCCCAACUGUCUGUCGCUGUUUUCUAUAAUUUUCUAUCGAAUUACGACUCUGCUUAGUUGCGCCUGUGCGUUGAUGCCACAUCUUUGAAAUAGACAAUAAAACAAUAUGAAAAUGUUAACGGAAACGAAGUUACAAAGAAGAAAGAAAAAGAGAGAAAACGCUUAAACAAUAAGAGAACAAUAGUUUUUUGUUGCUUUGUAAAGCAGUGCGCCUGCCCAAAGCGCGAAACUCAGUUGUUUUUGUUUUUCUGUAUAUAUUUACAUAGAAGGAUAGAAGAAGGAUCAGAGCGAAUGCCUAUUUUUAUCAUUAUAAUGAACAGAUUGUAAAUGUUAGGUACAUAUUUAUUUAUUGCGUAUAAAGUAUAUAGUUUGCAUAGGUUUUUUGUUUUCGUUGCAAUCUUUAGACUUAACUAUUAUUUUUAUAUUUAGAUAGCAUAAGCCGAUUUUUAGCCAUUAAGUUAUAACCAGCCAAUUUAUGCACAUUUCGAUGAGCUAAUUGUUUUUGGCCCAAUCCAACAAAUUCUUGCAGGAGAAACAUAUAAAUCAAAAGCAUAUAACUGAUACUAAUUCUAAUUUUCAAAUACUUAAAGAAUGGGAAAUAUCAACAAAUUAUUUACGUUAAAGCAAACAACUCGAAACACUCAGCUAACGAGUUUGAGAACCUAACAAAAAAGAGAAUUAUAUUUAUAAAUUGUUAUUAUUUAUUUAGUUAAACUAUUGUAAAAUUCUAGAAAACAAACAACAAAAAACAAAUUGACAUUUAAACACGUAGCGAAAAUCCACUAAAAGAAACAAUAAAUAAAUGCU